Vollenhovia emeryi is the source of this 6417-nucleotide messenger RNA. RefSeq names its product AP-2 complex subunit alpha (gene AP-2alpha). The record is from RefSeq and is a predicted model, not a curated record. Gene Ontology annotation, molecular function: clathrin-cargo adaptor activity. Bases 179 to 2998 code for a protein of 939 amino acids. Gene Ontology annotation, cellular component: membrane coat; AP-2 adaptor complex. Lineage: Eukaryota; Metazoa; Arthropoda; Insecta; Hymenoptera; Formicidae. The transcript has 14 exons. Gene Ontology annotation, biological process: clathrin-dependent endocytosis; intracellular protein transport.
GGACGACGGGGGACGGACGGGGACGGGGCCAGUCGACGGUUGCAAAUGGCGACAGCCACGAAGUCUCUGGCACGGGCUCGCGACUAGUUCCACGCCUACCGUGCGCCCCGCGAGCGAGCCGUGCGCGAACGCAGCCCCAGCGCGCCCAGAUCGGUAGUCUUGAGCGAGACGAGGCAAGAUGCCGGCCGUCAGAGGAGAUGGUAUGCGUGGACUGGCGGUAUUCAUAUCGGACAUCAGGAACUGCAAAAGUAAAGAGGCAGAGGUCAAGAGAAUUAACAAGGAACUGGCAAACAUACGCAGCAAGUUUAAAGGGGACAAGACGCUCGAUGGAUACCAGAAGAAGAAGUAUGUUUGCAAGCUGCUGUUCAUCUUCCUUCUCGGCCACGAUAUCGACUUCGGACAUAUGGAAGCGGUCAAUCUACUUUCAUCGAACAAGUAUUCGGAAAAGCAAAUUGGAUAUCUCUUCAUAUCGGUCCUAGUGAACACCAACAGCGAUCUGAUCAAGUUAAUCAUCCAGAGUAUAAAGAAUGAUCUCGCCUCGCGCAAUCCGAUUCACGUUAAUCUGGCCCUGCAGUGCAUCGCGAACAUCGGCAGCAAGGAGAUGGCGGAGGCCUUCGGCAAUGAAAUUCCAAAGCUGCUCGUCUCAGGAGAUACCAUGGACGUCGUGAAACAGAGUGCCGCGCUGUGUCUGCUACGGCUGUUACGGACAGCUCCCGAUGUCGUACCUGGCGGCGAAUGGACGUCGCGUAUAGUUCAUCUGCUGAACGACCAACAUCUGGGCGUCGUGACGGCCGCGGCGUCGCUCAUAGACGCUCUCGUAAAGAGAAAUCCCGACGAGUACAAGGGCUGCGUCAGUCUUGCAGUUUCGAGAUUGAGUAGGAUUGUUACAUCGAGUUACACAGAUCUGCAGGAUUACACAUAUUACUUUGUACCGGCCCCGUGGUUAUCCGUCAAGCUGUUACGUUUGCUGCAGAACUAUACACCGCCAGCCGAAGAUCCAGGUGUGAGAGGCAGAUUAAACGAGUGUCUAGAAACAAUAUUAAACAAAGCUCAAGAACCACCAAAGUCGAAGAAGGUCCAGCACUCGAACGCGAAGAAUGCUGUACUCUUUGAAGCCAUUAGUUUAAUUAUCCACAACGAUAGCGAGCCGAACCUCCUUGUACGGGCAUGCAACCAGCUCGGGCAAUUUUUAUCGAAUCGUGAGACCAAUUUGCGAUACCUGGCACUCGAGUCCAUGUGCCACUUGGCUACUUCGGAAUUCUCGCACGAAGCCGUAAAGAAACACCAAGAAGUAGUGAUAUUAUCCAUGAAGAUGGAGAAGGACGUUUCUGUGAGGCAGCAAGCAGUAGAUCUGCUGUACGCAAUGUGUGAUAAAAGCAAUGCCGAGGAGAUUGUUCAGGAAAUGCUGAACUAUUUGGAAACAGCCGACUACUCGAUUAGAGAAGAGAUGGUCCUUAAAGUAGCGAUUCUAGCGGAAAAAUACGCGACUGACUACACUUGGUAUGUCGACGUUAUCCUAAACCUGAUUAGGAUAGCGGGCGACUACGUCUCCGAGGAAGUUUGGUAUCGGGUUAUUCAAAUAGUUAUUAAUCGGGACGACGUUCAGGGUUACGCUGCGAAAACCGUCUUCGAGGCACUGCAAGCACCUGCUUGUCACGAAAAUAUGGUUAAAGUCGGUGGUUAUAUACUUGGAGAGUUCGGUAAUCUCAUAGCUGGUGACCAGCGGUCUUCUCCAGCUGUUCAGUUUCAACUAUUACAUUCCAAAUAUCAUUUAUGCUCUCCUAUGACUCGAGCAUUGCUGCUUUCGACGUACAUAAAGUUUGUCAAUCUGUUCCCUGAAAUACGAAGCCAGAUACAAGACGUCUUCAGGCAGCACAGUAAUCUACGUAGCGCGGACGCUGAGUUGCAACAGAGAGCAUCGGAAUAUUUACAAUUGAGCAUUAUCGCUUCAAACGACGUCCUGGCCACCGUGUUGGAAGAAAUGCCGGCGUUCCCCGAAAGAGAAUCCUCUAUCCUCGCAGUUUUAAAGAAAAAGAAACCGGGUCGAGUACCGGAGAACGAAAUUAGGGAGAACAAGAGCCCAGCGCCGAACGCUAAUCAUCAUGCUGAGCCUCCCGCCACUGUUGCAACCGUGACAGUUAACAAUUCUUCUGCUGAUCUACUAGGGUUGUCGACUCCACCUUCGUCUCAACCGUCUAGCAAUACAGGCGUGUUGCUCGAUGUUCUGGGAGAUAUUUAUAACAUGCCAAAUAAACUUGGUGCUACCAACGGCACCCAAAAUACAUACAAUCCGAAAAAGUUUGUCUGCAAAAAUAAUGGUGUCUUGUUUGAAAAUGACUUGAUACAAAUCGGCGUAAAAUCAGAGUUUAGACAAAAUCUUGGACGCGUAGGUCUUUUUUAUGGAAACAAGACGCAACACGCAUUGCACAGUUUUCAACCACAAUUGUCUUGGACAGACGAGAAUCAAGCGAAACUAGCUGUACAAGUCAAACCUGUUGAUCCUAUAUUGGAAGCUGGCGCUCAGAUUCAGCAAAUGAUCAAUGGAGAAUGUAUUGAUGAUUAUAACGAUACGCCGAGUAUGAUUAUCUCCUUCAUUUACAACAAUGUGCCACAGAAGAUCACGAUGAAGUUACCAUUAACAAUUAAUAAGUUCUUCGAACCGACAGAGAUGAAUGGAGAAUCAUUCUUUGCAAGAUGGAAAAAUCUUGGCGGAACGAAUCAACAACGAUCGCAGAAGAUUUUCAAAGCGCAGCAACCGAUGGAUCUAACGCAAGUACGCACGAAACUACAAGGAUUUGGAAUGCAAUUGCUCGAUGGUAUCGACCCGAAUCCCGAUAACUUUGUCUGCGCCGGUAUCGUUCAUAUGAGAGCGCAGCAAGUGGGUUGCCUGUUGCGCCUUGAACCUAAUAAACAAGCCCAGAUGUUUCGUUUAACAGUACGUUCGAGUAAAGAAUCGAUGUCGGUAGAGAUCUGUGACCUGCUGGUGGACCAAUUUUAAACGGCCUAGCAGGCGUAAAUAUUAUAUCGAGAAAUUAGCAUUACGUCGUGAGAGGACAUAUCAUUAUCGAACGAUGAUGUCAUCUCGCGUCGUUCAAAAAGAUACUGAUGGUUAUUUGUUAAGAAAUCUUUGCGUUGUACCCAAGCUUACACUCAUAACGCUCUUGUAUAAGAUCUAUAUCUCCGUGUAGGUAGUUUCGUGUCAUUGUAUAUCAUUUUAUCGAAGAGGCAUAAGUUUGAAUCAGGACUAUCGAAAUCAGGUACAGAAGGAAAGAGGGGAUGUAUAUGAACUGGCUAUGACAGACAGUAUUAUCUCAUAAUUGAGGAUACUAAGGUGUGGAUCUACUUUGAAUGCGUCUACAUCUUACAUUACAAUUUACAAUUUAAGCGAAUGAAGCAAGAAUGCGAUAUAGAGAAGGGGAAUGUAAAGCUAGAUAUUUUAGUUACGGAUAAUGUACGUACUGUAGAAACACUCGAGCCGAAUCAUAGAAUCAAAGCGAGUAAGAGUUUUCUUUUUUUUACUGAGUUUUAUAACACAAGUUGCUCCCUCCGUAUCGUUACAAUUUGUAUAGUUUUUAAACAUCGAUUGAGCUUUGUUCGUUGAGAGUGGAACAUCUCUCUUUGCACAUCAUUUUAUUUUCUAUCGUUUUGUACCUACGCGUCGUGAGUUCUGUUCGUAUUCAUGCAUUGCUCGCAUCGAUAUUUUGCCAUGAGAUUGCCGCGUGAGCGAGCGUAGAUUUGGGCACAAUGACAGUAGUUGUAUAAUAUGAGCUGUUUAACUAUAGAUAUCCCUAUAUUUAACGGAGCUGCGAAUUCAUUGUGUAUAAUUAAUAGUUUAUAUUUAAUUGUCUCUGUCCCAAUCUUGAUUUGGAAGAAUGUCCUACAUUUUCUAUCAUUGAUAUUGAUGUAUAAAUCCAUGGCUGGUCAUUUCUACGUUUGGAAUAUGUGAUGUGGAGGUAUAUAUCGUAUUAGUAAAUCAUUAAUUGAAAUCUAAAAUCUGUUUUGCAAGUUAACUAUUUGUAUCUGUAGAAUUACGUUUUAUUAUCUUCAGAGUCUUGCGUAAGAUGUAUAUUUCAGUAGAGUGUACAACUCUCUGUACAGAUAAUAUUUACUAAUGUGUUGAAGUUUUGUGGAAAUGCAUUUUAUAAUAAUAACAGCGGGAAGAGCAGCUCUAAAUAUGAUUUAAAUAUUGCUUUACGACGAUCGACGAUACGUUAUCGAUUUUGUAGGGCUUUACACAAUUGUACAUAUGAAAUUGAUCACAAAUGGCUAUAAAGAUUUUCAGGAUAGAUUGCGCUAAUUCGUAGCCAUAAAAGCUCAAAUUUCUUUCUUAUUCUUCAAUUAUGCUUUACUUUUCAGGGAAGUAAGAUGUAUAUUUUUCAUAUUCAUGUAGUGUGUAAAUCCAUGUUCCCAUUAUACUCCUUUUCUCUCAGAACUUAGAUUAUCGUAUAUUAGAUGUAUUUUAAUUACAGUAUAUACAGGUCGAGAGAACACGGCUCUAUCAGUUUUUUUACGACUUGAUUUAUCGCAUAAUGAGAUUUUAUUAUUAUUAUUACCUUUCUCUUUUUUCUAAUGUUAUUUUACGAUACACGAUAGGAUAUUUUAUUGUUAGGUGUAUGAUUACAAUUGUUAAAUCAUAAGCAAUGUGAAACGAAAUAUCGGCGUUUUAUAUUCUCACUCCUCUCGUUCUCAUAAAACAAUAUUUCAGAGAUUGUUAAUAUAAUAUUAAAUUACGUAUAAAUUGCUGUAAAAUAUUAAUACUUUUAAUAUAUUGGUACUCUAAUAUAUAAUCCAAAUUAAAAUUGUAAUCUAUAAAUUAUUAUAGAGAAAGAGAGAGAGAGACAGACAAAGAAUUUGCUGUGCUAUAUCAUUAUAGAUUUUUCUUAAAUAUUAUUAAAUGUAAUAUAUGCAAAAUUUAUGUAUAGAUAAUUUGUGUAUUUUAUAUAUUUGAAUUUAUGAUGAUAUUUAAAUCGCGAUCUUCUUUUAGUCGUUCGAUAAUUAAGGUACGAAUCAAAAUUACAUGAAAUUUACUUUUAAACAGGAAAAAUUACUAGAAAGAAUAGAGAAAUGUUUGUUUUUCCACACAGCCGUCGUAUAUAUGUCGAGACAUUAAUCUCAGCGUUUCACAAGUCUAAACAUUCCUUCGUGAUAGUUUUCUUGUCCAAGGUUCAUGAAAUACCACAAAACUGUGAUCUUCGAUGUUUCUUAUCCUCAAAUCUUUUUCCUAAUAAGAAAUUCUUAAUGGACCGAGAGACAGAAAGAUGACGAGAAGAGAUUGAAAGUGUGGAGCUUCUUACAUCUGCAGAAAUUUUUAAGUGUAAUUUGAAAUAAAGAAUAUAUUGUUAAUAUAUUAUUAUUUCACAUUAUAUACAAUUUGUAUAUGAAAUACACUUUAAAAUGUCUACGUGCAUGAAUUUCUCUCUCUCUGUCCAAACUAUACAUUAAGAACAUGUUGUAAUUUCUAUUGAUUUCCUGCCUGCGAUAAUCGACUUUUAUUAACGAAUUUCGUGAUUCAUACAAGUUUUUAUAUGUCGUUUUACCGAGCUUUAUUCUUCCGAAUUUUAUGCGUCUAAAAGCGUUGCGAAGAUUGAUUGACGUGGACCCUCGACCAAUUAUUGACCACCAGUCAUGGAUUUUGCGAGGAAGUUUGAUAACAUUAGUUUUAGAAAAAGACAGUCAACGAUAUUUAUGAUAAUGAUAUCCCCCCCCCCCUCAUUCGUAUUAUUAUAUAGAGCCCGCGUUUAUUAUAUAGAGAUGAGAAUCGUGUUGCGCUUAGAUUUAAAGGGCCCACGCGUGAUCCAACGAUUUACGUAGCAAAAGACUAUUGCACAAAUCAAGCUCGUGCUAUACGUAAAAUUAAAUACACUAGAGAAAUAUCACGCGAAAUUUAUGCAGAUCGAUAGAUCGUGCGCGGGCCGUUUCACAUUCAAAUGAAAGUUGCGUUAAUAUAUAUAUAUAAUAUACAUACCUUUAUAUUAUAUAUAAAUACAAGAAUUAUAUAUAUAUAUAUAUUAAGAGAAAUGUGUGGCGACACACAGUUGUUAGAUUAUCACGCGGCGAUGCCCCAAUCUGCUGACGAUCGGGGCCGUCGACGUCGGUACGAUUCGAUAUUUGACUAUAACACGUGCCGAAUAUCCGAAUAACUCGAAUACCUCGAAUGUCCAUCCGUGCGACUCGUUGUUACCCGUUAGAAUUCCUCGGUCAGCCGAAAUACUCGCAGGGUCGCGCGAAGCAACGUAAUAUGAGACACUCUUCCUACGGUCUGUCGCGUUUCGCAUCUCGCAUUAGAGCCUAUAUCUCACCUUCUGCUUUAGGAUUAUUUAUGAAACGUCGGGACGUUCUAAUAUUCGGAUGUUCGAACGUGCAGUCCUAAAAAAUACUCGUCUGUUCGCGCGAGAUAAAUUAAAGAGAAAAAAAAAA